AACAGCUAGCAUAUGGAUGCAUUAAGGAAGCCUAACGGUGCAAAUUCAAGCCCUCUUACUCCUCUUGGCUUCCUUGAGAGAGCGGCCAUCAUAUACACUGAAUCUCCUUCAAUCGUCUAUAACGAUCUUACUUACACAUGGUCGGAUACAUUUCGUCGCUGUCUACAAUUAGCUUCAUCCAUAUCUCGUCUCGCGAUUGGAAAAGGUGACGUCGUUUCGGUACUUGCACCAAACAUCCCUGCCACUUACGAGCUUCAUUUUGCGGUCACCAUGACCGGGGCGGUCAUCAACGCACUCAACACACGUUUGGAUGCGCGUAACGUGUCAACACUCCUUGCUCACAGCGAAUCCAAGCUGGUUUUCGUUGACUACCAGCUCACUCGUCUUAUCCAAGACGCGGUUUCUUUGCUCCCUGCAGAUGGAUGUGCUCGUCCACUACUCGUGGUUAUAAAAGAUGACGCACCGGCUGCUGCAUCGUUUACUAUGGAUAAUAAUAAAUUGUUCAUUAGUAGUUAUGAAUCAAUGGUGGAAGCUGGUGAUCCUGGAUUCAUCUGGGUCCAGCCCAAAAGUGAUCGGGAUCCGUUAACAUUGAUGUACACUUCUGGAACAACUUCGGCCCCAAAAGGCGUUGUCCACAGCCACCAUGGGACGUUCAUCGGAACGAUUAGUUCUCUUUUUGACUGGUUCGUACCCAGACAACCUGUCUACUUGUGGACACUGCCAAUGUUUCAUGUAAGCGGUUGGAACUUUGUAUGGGGUAUGGCUGCAGUUGGAGGCACAAAUGUCUGUCUACGCAAAUUCGAUGCGUCAGUUAUAUACAACUCCGUACAUACUUAUCACGUGACUCACAUGUGCGGCGCACCGGUUGUGCUUAACAUGCUGACUAACCCGGCUCCAGCUGGACAAAAAGUGAAAAUAUUGACAAGUGGAGCGCCACCUCCGGCUGCUGUGGUGUUACGAGUCGAGUCCCUUGGAUUUGAAGUGAUGCAUUUAUAUGGAAUGACUGAAGCAGGUGGGCCGGCUGCGGCUUGCGCAUGGAAGAACGAGUGGGAUAGGUUGCCUGCGACGGAUAGAGCUCGGCUAAAAGCGAGACAAGGAGUUAGAACAACUGGGAUGACGGAUCUGGAUGUCGUGGAUCCCGAGUCAGGGGUGAGUGUGAAGCGAGACGGGUUGACUCAAGGAGAGAUAGUGAUUAAAGGCGGGUCUAUGAUGUCUGGUUACUUUAAGGAUCCAGAUUCAACCGCGAAAAGUAUAAGAAACGGAUGGUUUUACACUGGGGACAUGGGCGUUAUGCACCCGGACGGGUAUUUGGAAAUAAAGGACAGGUCAAAAGAUAUAAUCAUAAGUGGUGGCGAGAAUAUUAGUAGUGUGGAGGUGGAGUCAGUUUUGUACUUGCAUCCCUCCGUGAACGAGGCUGCGGUUGUGGGACGACCAGAUGAGUAUUGGGGUGAAACGCCAUGUGCCUUCGUGAGCCUGAAAGAUGGCGAUGGGAAGCCGCAAACUACGGGCGAGGAGAUAAUGAAGUUUUGUAAAGGUAAGCUGUCGGGAUAUAUGGUGCCAAAAUCAGUUGUUUUCAAGCAUGAGCUUCCAAAGACAUCCACAGGCAAGAUUCAGAAACACGUGCUAAGGAAAAUUGCUAAAAAUAUGGGAUUUCCAGGAAAUAGUCGACUCUAG
Molecule: messenger RNA, 1674 nt
Organism: Erigeron canadensis
Lineage: Eukaryota; Viridiplantae; Streptophyta; Magnoliopsida; Asterales; Asteraceae
Product: 2-methylpropanoate--CoA ligase CCL4-like
Exons: 1
Coding region: 13-1674 (553 amino acids)
Source: RefSeq, a predicted model, not a curated record